Messenger RNA from Balaenoptera ricei (Rice's whale), 1479 nucleotides. RefSeq names its product EF-hand calcium binding domain 3 (gene EFCAB3). NCBI's taxonomy places the organism in Eukaryota, Metazoa, Chordata, Mammalia, Artiodactyla, Balaenopteridae. Gene Ontology annotation, molecular function: calcium ion binding. The record is from RefSeq and is a predicted model, not a curated record. The transcript has 11 exons. Bases 22 to 1479 code for a protein of 485 amino acids.
ACAAUUGGUCUGAAUGAUUUGAUGGAUGCUAUCAGUUAUAUCAAGGGAGAGGUGAUUGAUAUCCAGGACUUAGACAACUUUCUAGCAAAUGAGGGGGUUGAGCUCACAGAAGAAGAAAUGAAGAAACUAAUGCCUCAUUUGACAUUCAAUGACAGAGUUACUGGCCACAUGGCAGUUUCUGAUAUUAAAGCAAAACUUAAACUGAAUCCUUCAACAAAAGUACCCAACUUCCAUGGCAAGAGGGAUAAAGAUUUACCAGGACCACUGCCAAGCCAAUUACAGCACAAAGAAAGGAAGUUGAGCCCUUCACAAAUGCGAGCCUUCCAAGAUGCCUACAACUUCUUUAACAAGGAUAAAACUGGCUGUAUUGAUUUACAUGGAAUGAUGUGCACUUUAGCUAAGUUGGGAAUGAAUCUAACCAAGCAUGAUGUCUAUAAUGAACUAAGAUGUGCUGAUAUUGAUCGAGAUGGGAAGGUGAAUUUCUCAGACUUUAUAAAGGUGCUAACAGAUAACAACCGCUUCCUUAAGGCUGUGGUUCCAGAAACGGAGAACUGUUUAGAUUUAGCUGGCAACCCAGGGAUCCUAUUGUUUGAAAUCCUAUCAAAGCUUGUAGAGACUUCAGCCUUACCCAGAAAGGCUAUAAUGGAAAUAGUAAGCUAUUUCCAAAGAAAAUUCCAGGAAACCACCUCGGAAAUGGUGUGGAGCCCUUAUGCUAUGGGUUAUGGAAAAAGGAGAUUUAAGCCAGACAUAUGCAUACCUCCAAGCUCAAGCACAGCCGCCUUUGCUAAUGCUGCCCGGAUUGCAAUAAUGAAAGAAAAGGAUGUAUUUAAAUUUCUUGAAGAGCUCAAGAGAUGCAGUCCUCCUUCAGAUAGCCCAUAUUCAAAAAUACCCAUCUUUCCACUGGUUCCUAAUGUGGAUGGGGUGGUGAUGGGAAAGCCAUUCAAAGACAUACAGAAAUUAAAAAUGCUAAGGAGAAAGGAGCCUCUGAAUUUCUUUGAGAACUAUUUUUUCCAUAAAAAAGACUGGAAAACACAGGCAGCAAAUACAAAGCCUAUCGACCCUACCUCAGGCUACCCAACUGACAUCCUCGCCAUUGACCAAAUACUCAAGAGAAAGCAGAAUUGGACAGUGGCUGAUGCAGCUGCUAUUAAACAGCACGUAAAGAGAGCUACAGAUACCUAUAACUUGGGAAUUGCCCUUGAGCACCGGAAACAAAUGCUAAACCUCUGGCAGAAGAUCCGAGGGGAUUUGAUUGGGAUAGACAGUAAAAAUGAGUCCUUUUAUGACACCUUUUCUACUUAUACAUGGUCCUGGAAUGUCUGCCAAGAAUUACUUUCCCCAAAGGACUUAAGGUUAUAUGAUGCCUAUGUGAAUAGAAAUUCCUUCCACAACUCUGCAUUCUCUUCCUCUUCGGAUAUUAGUGAGUGUGACACAGGAAGAAAAAGAAAACGGAAAGGCUUCAAAGGGUUUCGACAAUGA